GUCGAAGGUCUAAAGUUUGCAUCACUAGUCUAAAUAUCAAGGUCAAAUCGCCGGGACAUCGUGACAAUGACAUCUACCGCCCCUGGAGAGAUUCAUACCACCAGUCCCAACUCGUUGGAAGGUACCUUCUAUGUCGGGCAGGACAGGCGGGGAUAUGUUAUCUCCAUCACCACAAACACCACUAUUCCGAGUUUUGACCUUGCCAGUGCGAUACUGGCCUAUGAUAAGGAAUCAGACUUGACCGGCCGCACCAGUGUCACCGGAAAUGUCGGAGGGGAUCUCAAAAUUUCACUUGAACACAACAUGACUAUUACCGGGACCUUUACUGCUGGUGGCGUAGAUCCCCCUUGCGGUCUCGCGGGCAGUGGUAGAUGGUAUCUACGCGCGGAACAGGAGGUGAUGAUCUUCAUGAGCAGGGUGGCGUCUUGAGCGCGGCGCCGGCGCCAUGGAGCUGGUAGCGUGGAGUUGGAGACAUGGAGGGGUGUCGGCGGCGCAGUCCAGUCCUCUCAAGCUCUUGAACUUGUACUGCCUGCUGUAUACGAACGUAGUGUUCGAUGUAUAAUUAAUGACGCUUU
Phanerochaete carnosa HHB-10118-sp is the source of this 575-nucleotide messenger RNA. RefSeq lists its product as uncharacterized. Lineage: Eukaryota; Fungi; Basidiomycota; Agaricomycetes; Polyporales; Phanerochaetaceae. The annotation marks the transcript as partial. The record is from RefSeq and is a predicted model, not a curated record. The transcript has 3 exons.